AAUAAGAAAUCUUCUUUUCGUAACAUAGCACUAGGGAGUAGGGAGCGAGAGAGAGAGAGCUUCAAUGGAGUCCCCGUUCAAGGCUGAUAUUCUGAAAGGGAAGGUUGCCCUUUUGACAGGCGGAGGCUCAGGUAUUGGGUUAGAGAUGGCCACUCAGUUCGGUAAGCAUGGUGCCGCAGUUUCUAUCAUGGGCCGACGCAAACACAUUUUGGACUCUGCUAUUGCCAGUCUCCAAUCCCAGGGAAUUCGGGCUAUUGGGCUUGAAGGGGAUGUUCGCAAGCAGGAAGAUGCAAAACGAGUUUUAGAGUCAACUGUCAAGCAUUUUGGUAGGCUUGAUAUUCUCGUGAACAAUGCGGCUGGCAAUUUUCUUGUGAGCGCAGAGGAUUUAUCCCCUAAUGGGUUUCGCACAGGUUCUGUUUUCAUCACAUACUUGGUACUUGGAUAUGUCUUGGGCAUCGAAUUAUGUACUAAGGUUCAUUUUGUUAUUUAAUAAUUCACUACUUGU
Molecule: messenger RNA, 505 nt
Organism: Macadamia integrifolia
Lineage: Eukaryota; Viridiplantae; Streptophyta; Magnoliopsida; Proteales; Proteaceae
Product: peroxisomal 2,4-dienoyl-CoA reductase [(3E)-enoyl-CoA-producing]-like
Exons: 2
Coding region: 65-490 (141 amino acids)
Biological process (GO): fatty acid catabolic process
Molecular function (GO): 2,4-dienoyl-CoA reductase (NADPH) activity
Source: RefSeq, a predicted model, not a curated record